UCUCACCUCAAUCCUUCACCAUUCCUCCCACCUUGAACCUCACCUUGCGCUCUUCCAUCCCACAUAUACUCAUCCUCCUCCUCUGUAUAGCCGUGCCCCUCCUCAUCCCGACAUACCCUCCAUCAAUCAUGCCUCGCUCCAAAUCCAAAUCACAACCACAAGACCCUCAACCACCCCCUCCCAUUUCCGCACCCUCCACAUUCACCGACUCCCUCCCCCUCCCCACAAUCAUAGUCUUCGACCUCGAUUACACCCUUUGGCCCUUCUGGGUCGACACCCACGUCUCCGCGCCCGUCAAACCCGCGACUCCCCCUCCCGCCCACAACACCCGCAUGCUCGACCGCUGGGGCGAGUCCUUCGGCUUCUACUCAGAUAUUCCAGGCAUUCUCGCCUCCGGCCACGAACGGGGCAUCACAAUGUCCCUCGCUAGCCGGACCCACGCGCCAGAUCUUGCAAGGGACAUGCUCCGCGGCCUGACCGUACCCUCAAACAGCGCUGCCACAGACUCCUCCAAGGCCAAACCUCUUCGCGCGAUAGACUUCUUCGUCCACGCGCAGAUAUAUCCCGGCACCAAGACCACGCAUUUCAAGCGGAUACAAGCGGCCACCGAAAAGGCAGGCAGCGAAGUCCCGUUCGAAGACAUGCUGUUCUUCGACGACGAAGGGCGCAACCGCAACGUCGAGACCGAGUUGGGCGUUACAUUCUGGCUGGUCCCCCACGGUGUGACCAAGGACGAGGUUGACAACGGUGUCUGGGAGUGGAGGAAACGGAGAGGGAUAACCAGGAAAGAUUUGCCUGCAAAAGAAAGCCAUGCUGCCGAGUUAGAAGGUUGAAUGGCCGCAGAAGACUUAUAAACCGGAUUUACUAUAAAGAGGGGGUUUCGCUUUUAACUUGCUUUUUGGAGCAAGAAAAUAGACAAGAUGCGUGGAUUUGACGAAUUC
Molecule: messenger RNA, 941 nt
Organism: Exophiala viscosa
Lineage: Eukaryota; Fungi; Ascomycota; Eurotiomycetes; Chaetothyriales; Herpotrichiellaceae
Product: acid phosphatase-domain-containing protein
Exons: 1
Coding region: 129-833 (234 amino acids)
Molecular function (GO): acid phosphatase activity
Source: RefSeq, a predicted model, not a curated record